UGCGAGAGAAACAAAAAAUGACCGAUACAAUCCCAAAUUAGAGUAAAGAGACAGGAAAGAAAGAGGAAUGGAUAGGAGUGAAACAGAGAGAGAAGAAGAGGCCGAAAGCCAAAGGCAAGUGAAAGUAGCAAAAGGAAAGUCAUGCAAGGGAUAUUUGUAUUUCUCUUCCUCUCUCAAAUCCAAAGCUCGCAACCCUCGCUGCAUCGGCAUCUCUCGCGCCCUCCAACAAGCAGUACCUGGCUACAUUGUCGGACAAACGGAGACAGAAGCUUCCAAAGAAGGAAGAGAUCUUACCGAUUUUAAUUACGGUUGUGUUGGUUACUCUGUCUAUUUGGAUAGGAUUGGAAAAGACCGUGUAGCUGAUAACCAAGGGCCAAAAGCAGAAAUGCCAGUCUGUGUUGGCCUUGAGAUUUUGGUGGACAGAAGACUGUCUGCUGAUGAACCUGCUCCAGCUUCUGCUCCUGCUCAUAUUCAUAAUAGAGAAGAAGAUGGCCGUGAGUUACCUCAGCCUCGAAGACACAGACCAGCUCAUUCUGUGGGGGACGAUUUCCUUAGCAGGUUUACAAGGAAUGCAAAUCUGGUUGCAUCGGGGGUGGCUAGGAACGUGCGUAGAGUUGGGAACUCCAUAAAGGAGACUCUUGAUGAUGUUCUAUACCCCUACCGAAAGCGGCCAAAGUAAGAUGGCUAGUCCUGGAGAUAUGAUGAAAAAAGUAAAUCUAGCAGGAAUUAUCUUUAAAAAAGAAUUUGUUCUAUGCACUUUCUAGUGCUAGAAUUCGAUUCCUUUUUAAAAUGCCUUCGUCCCCUUUUCGUAACACAAAUAGUUUUGAGUGCUAGAGGGGUUUGUAUUACUGUUCCUGCACAACAGUUCCAUAAUCAUGGAUAUUAUUGCCUGUUACAUUGAUAAUAUUGAGCCCGGGUGGGGAGGAGGGGUGUCAAUGUUCUCUCUUGUCUGUUACAAUUAGUACUUGUUAUCCAUGUUGUGCCAUACUGAAAAUGUUACUGUUCAUUGUGUACUAUUUUCUGAUGAAUAAGUCAGUGGAAUGCUAUUGCUUUAAAAUAAAAAAAGAAGAAGCAUUUAUGUUA
Messenger RNA from Quercus robur (English oak), 1083 nucleotides. RefSeq lists its product as uncharacterized. The record is from RefSeq and is a predicted model, not a curated record. Lineage: Eukaryota; Viridiplantae; Streptophyta; Magnoliopsida; Fagales; Fagaceae. The coding region runs from base 68 to 679 and encodes 203 amino acids. The transcript is spliced from 5 exons.